Molecule: messenger RNA, 660 nt
Organism: Centruroides sculpturatus (bark scorpion)
Lineage: Eukaryota; Metazoa; Arthropoda; Arachnida; Scorpiones; Buthidae
Exons: 2
Coding region: 98-493 (131 amino acids)
Source: RefSeq, a predicted model, not a curated record
AAAAUAUUUGUAACUAUUCAGUAACAAAGGAUUUUAAGGGAAGAAGAAACACCAACAAACGAAUCGUACCUAACUCCAUUCUCGAGAUUUGGGAAAGAUGGACGACAGUGGAGAUUUAUACUCCGGUGGAAUCUUAGCCUUGAGCAACCUACUACGUGCCAUUUCUAGUAGAGACCUGUCCCAUUCGGAUUUCCAUUUUGUUGUGGUGAGUACGGAGAAGAUAUCAUCUGCAAAUCAAACAGAACAGAAUGAAGGCACCAAAGACGAUCCUAUAAGCGACACUGAGAUGAUGAUCCAAAAUGAAGUUGUGGAACCUGAAGAAAUCCUCCCAGAACAAUCACAAAGAGUGGUAACAGAUAACACAGAUAAGAUGUUUACUGAUAGUGAAUUUCCCGAUGAUUCGGGCGAUUAUUCGACAAUCGAAAAUGAUCAUCCCACUGACGUAAACAUGGAAAGUUCUUCCACCGAAAUAACAAUGAAAAUUCGCAUAUAAGAGAGGGAAUCACAGAUUGGUUCUUUCGCUUCUUUAAUUAAUUUUCCAUCCCUCGAAUGGUUACAUCACUGAUCAGAAAAAGAAAACGUGAUUUUGAUGAAGAAGAAAAUGAAAAUCCUCUUACAUUUGAAAAUGAAAAUCCUCUUACAAUGAAAAAACAUUUUUAC